AAGAGGCGGUUGUUGUGGUUUGGUUGCUGAGCUGCGCUCUGGACACACAGAGCUGUGAAACAGAGAUGAUAACCUGAUCAGCGACCUGCACAAAUCAGCUUUUCUGGGUGUCAGGGAUGAAGAACAAAAGGACGAAGUCUACCAAGUUUGGAAGUAGCAGAAAGAAAGUCAUCAGUGAUGUUUCCCCUUCCACGAGCAUUCCUCCUCUUGUGGAGGGUCAGGUGCGAUGCUUCUUAAGGGUCACAGUAAGCAGAGUGCUGUGGACAAUAAGCAAGCCUCCCCCGCUGACCCUGGUCCGCUUGCGAUGGUGGGGUGAAUCGACCGGCGGAACUCUGUUCUGUCCCAGAGACGGGUCCCUCACUCGACAGAAGGAUGUUAAGUCCACAAGCCGCUUUCCAGUCCGAUGUGGACCCAAGCAGUUCACUUCAUAUCUGACAGAUAUGGGCUCCUUGGUGUUGGAUGUUCUUACAAAGCCUGAUCACUUACCUAUAGCACGAGUUCAGAUAGCUGGGAUUGCCAGAUUGUCACUUUCACAUUCCAUCCAUGGGUUUUUUACCCUUGUUUCACCAACAUCUGAAAAACUUGGGGAGCUUCAGGUCACACUGGCCUUAGAGCCACUUACAGAAACUUAUGACAGCAGCAGCUCAGUGCCAACCACAGACAUGAGCUUUGACGCUGCAUUGUCUGCUCCUGGACUAAUACCUGACCAAAACAUGCAGGCACCUCCAUUGUCCCACUACGGACCAAGCAAAAGUGGGAAAGAGUCAGUUGGAGGCAGUUCCAACAGCACACCAAGGGGGAAGGAUCACCUGUACUUUCAAGAAAGGAGAAACUUUCCCAUCAGAAGCCGGUCACCCCCGAAGCCAGAUGAUAUUAUGCUGCACCAAAAAACAAGGUUUGCUGGACAAGGAGCUGUAGUUAACACAGGUGUGCAGGAGAUGAGUGAUCCAGAUGCCCACAUAGCCUCAGGAGACAAUCAGGCAUCUAUUGAUCUUCUCUCUGUUCUUCUUGAGCGUGGUAGCAAGCUUAGAAAUGCAAUGGUGGUUUCAGCACUGAAGUCUGACAUGGAUUCUGACAUUCUGAAAGAUGCUCCUUUGCCUCUGCCAAGAGGCAACAUUGGUGCUGCUCCAUUAAUGCCACUGCUGCCCUCAUCAGGGCAUUUGCUACAGAACAUCCUCCACUCCGACCUCCAGCACUCAUCUCAGGACCCUGAUCUCCUUAGGCCAGAGUAUACCACAGAUACUCAUGAUGCAGCUGUGGAUCUGCUGCUGGGAAGCGUGAAUAGAUCUGUGCUUCCCAUAUGGGAUGGAGAUGGUUCCCCGCCAGGCUCUCUCUCGGGUUGUAGCAGUGUUCUCUUGGACAGUGAACUUGGUGAUCCGCAAUAUGACCAGAGCCUUCUGGAGAACCUGUUCUACAAAACUCCAAAGUCUGACAGCUGUUUGAGUGCAAGAGAAGAUGAUUAUCAGAGGAAACCAAGCUCAGAAAAAAAUAACAGACUUGGUUCAGAUGCUGGGCAGCAUGGAAGACCUAAAGAUGUGCUCCCUGGCCUCAGUGUCGAUAGGAUUGCACUUCUUGGAAGCAUCCAUUUGGCCAGAGUUAUCAUCCUUCAGUUAACAGUCCCCACAGACAGUACCUCUAACAUACCAAGGAAGCUCUCAGGGAAAGGAAGACCACCUCGACCUCUUACUACCAAGAAAUGCUCGUAUUUUGUGGAAUAUCUCUUUCCACUAGCACUUACUACUAAUGAAGCGGGGUUGGCAGUGCCUGCGGAGGUCACGCGAGUUGUCUCCAGUAAAGUUGUGGAAGGAGUGGUGCACUUUCAGCAGCGGAGUGUCUUUCCAGUGCACUUCAAUGGGCCCACUAUUAAACGAUGGUGGGACACAAGCCUUACAUUCAAAGUCUACUGCAGGAAAAGCUAUCAAAAGAAACCUGUUCCCAUAGGAACAGCUGUGUUCCCCUUACGCACUUUACUUGAGAGUGACCGGCUGACUAUCACCACUGCUCUUCCUGUCCAAAAGUUGGACGAAGACUCAGACAAACAGGAUGUUGGGCCCCUCAAGGUCUCAUUUGAGCUGGCAGCAGACAAGAAAGACUUCUCCUCCAAGAGCAAAUCAGGAAAGACAGCAUUGAGUCCAGGUGCGUCUCCACGGAAAACUCCUGCCCCUGAAGUUUCUACUGGGCCACAGAUUGAUGAGUACUGUGGAGACUUUCCACCUAUCUUUGAGAGUGAUCGCCGAAGAGACCCCUCCCCCUCAGCAGUUCCUCAAGUCCAGAACAUCCUGAUGCCCCGGACUGGGCCUCAGUCCACUUCCCCCCGAAGCAGAGUUCAAAACUCUCCCCAUAAACUCUCUCAGAGUGCAGAGGAUGAAGAGAGUGGCAUUUUACUUCAUACCCUGCUCAUGGUGCCAGAUGGGAAGGAUUUCAGCUGCGCACCCAUGCAGCCCAAUGUCUACUUAAACUGUAAGCUGUUUGGGUCUGAGGAGACCACACGGUCUGUAGUCAGCUGGGGUCAAGUGCACCCGACUUUCAACUUGGUUCAGGUUGCACCAGUGGCUCUCAACUCCAAACUAUUGGAGAGGAUGAAGAAUAAUAUGAUGGUCAUAGAAGUUUGGCUCAGAGCAAGCAGCUCAGAUAAUGAUAAACUGCUUGGGCUGGUCAAACUACCUCUUCACCAGUUCUACAUGUCAUUCAGAGACCCCAAGAUUUCCCAGCUGCUCCUGAAGGCUCAGUAUCCAGUGUUGGCAGUGGACAGCUACAUGCCGGUAGUGGACAUCUUCACAGGUGGAACUCGUGGGAGCCUGAGGGUGUGUCUGGCCAUGGGCCUGGCCCAGCAGAUCACAGCUCUCCAGCGUAUGAGAGAUGAGGAACUGGCCUCUGUUUCUCAGCUGCCCAGACCUGUCCACCUGCUGGACCACAGGCCCGCUCCAGACAUGAAGGCGAAUACUGCUCCCCCUGCUGAGGCUCUGAACGAGCAUGUCUUUCUGGUCAGGGUUGAGAGAGUGAAGGGACUGACACCACUACAGUCCACUGUAUGGGGAGAAGCAGACUGCUACGUCCAGUACUCAUUUCCCGCUCAGGAGGAGGACGCCAGUGAGGACGUCGACCCCCAUGUUGUGGAGAGCAGUAAGCAGCUGCCCAACAGUGUAAAUCUGAAGUCAUGUCGAACUGCUACCACAUUGUGCGUGCCUGAUCCUGUGUUUGGACACUGUGAGACCCACGUGCUUUUGGCACCCCCUGCUAUUCCAGUGCAGAGACUGCUGCUCAGCUCUCUGGCAAGCCAGGGUCAAAGCAGUGGAGGAGGAAUCCAGUUCGAAGUGUGGUGCAGGUAUUACUACCCAAAUGUUCGAGAGCAGCUGGUAGCCAGAGGGGUUCUGCCUGUGGCCAAGCUGUGUGCCAUGGUGACGAUGCAGAGACAGGGCCAAACGGAGGCCCAGCUUUUCUCCCUCCCACUGAUACCAAGAACCGACAGGCCUGCUGAUGUCCAGCCUCAGCCCUCAGGGCUACUUGACGUGAGUGUCCAGUACAAAACUCGGCCGGUGAGGAGGAGUCAUGGUUUGAAGAGUGGCGCUGUGGCGUCCCGUGUGGUGAACUUGGUUGUGCAGGUACACAGAGCCGCUGGACUACAGGCUGCAGCACGGGCUCUAGCACUGCAGUACUACUCGGAGGUUGGAGUCAACUCCUUCGUCACUGUGCAGCUGUCCUUGCUGUCGGAGAGGGAGAGCCGGAGCACGCGUGUGGCCGCCAAGAGCUUCUGCCCAGACUUUGAGCAUCAUGCAGAGUUCUGCUGUCAGCUGAUGGUGCAGAGGGACACGGGUGAAAGUGUGAGCCUGGCUGAGCUGCUGCAGGAGGCUGUGGCGGUCUUCACCGUCUACAACAGAGACACGCGCAAGGCAGUGGAUGCAUCGAGACCUAAGGACAGUGUUUUGGGCUCAGUGAGAAUUCAUCUAGCAGACCUGCUUCGUAAAAGAACAGGCAUAUCUGGCUGGUUUGGUCUUUCUCUUCCUCCGAGCGUGUCGUCACAUUGCAGCUUAACCUCAGUCGGGGGUCUUGAACUCUCCAUCCACUUUGCCCAUCAUGCAGACCGAGAGCGAGUCUUCAGUUCAGCCCGGCUCCUGGGAUGGGAAGCUGAGAGAGACAGUGAAGAAGAAGAGGAAAGAGACUUUUCUUCAGAGACCUGCCAGUCAAUGGUGUUAUCGAUCUCCAUGCCAAGAGCCUGGCUGCCUGUCCAUUGCCUGCUGCUGCCAGGUCACAGUGAGCUCCAGCGAUCUACCUACUGUUAUUACAGAUACAAACUGUAUGAGCAGGAGGCCUUCUGCUCCGAGCUGAAACACCCAGCCCUGGAGGAGGGCGAGGAGGACUCUGACUCAAGCCUGGCCACAGUAGCAUUUCCAGGUAACUGGACCAUUGAGCUGAGGAGGAGUCAGCCCCUACGCUGGUACCUGAGGGAGGAGAGGCUGGAGGUGCAGCUGUGGGUCUGCUUUGGGAAGGAGAAAAGAGUAAGGCCUCACGACUCAGACCGCCUGGUGGGGUCAGCCUUCAUGGAUCUUUCAGCACUGGCAACGGCUUCAAAACGCAAGCAGACAAUAAGUGGUAUGUACCCUUUGUUUAAGCGUUCUGCUGCUGAUCUCGGUGGAGCCGCACUAAGAGCCCACAUCACUGCCACCACAGGGUCUGCCCCACCCUCAGGCCCAAUCUUCACUGAGGAGGAGGACCGUCUCAACAGCCCAGGAGAAGAAGAGGAGGAAAGAGACGGACAGUCCCGUGGUCUGGAGAGUGGAUCAAGACGGUCUCGUGUCUCUAGCAGACAGCACACCAAAUCAGCCAUGAGCUCUGAGCCACCACCACCAUCCCGCGGUACUGAGCUCAGCGAUGACGAGUCCUUCACGGCCACUGUCAGUGUGGAGAGAGCCAUGCACCUCAGCUUGAAAGGAUGUCCUCUAGCUGAACGUAGUGGUGGUCUCCCCAGCUGCUGUGUCUCUUAUGCCACAGCUGAUGCCUCUGGUACAGUGAGCACAGAUGUGGUGCAGGACAGCGACUGCCCUGUGUGGGACCACCAGCAGGAAUGCAGGCUUUCAAAGGAGCUACUUGUGGAUCCGCAGCAGUCACUGGUAUUCAAAGUCUGGCACAAAGGAGACAUGGAGCGAGUAAUAGGCUUCGCUUCAGUAGACCUGUCCCCGCUUCUCUCUGGCUUUCAGUCCGUGAGUGGCUGGUACAACAUCACAGACUUCAGUGGACAGUGUCAGGGGCAGCUCAAAGUGUCGGUGUCUCCUCUGAUGGGUGUGCACGAGCUCCGGGCUCAGAGACAGGCUCUCUGUGAAAACACUACCACUGACUCAAGCUCUCUGUUUAGUGCCUUGCCACUGUGUUAUCAAACCACAGCUGUGUACAGCAACUUCCCAAGCCACAUCAGUCGGUUUUCUGAGCAGAGGAUCAGCACUCCUCCGGAACACCUGGACAGACUGUUCUCUGCCAGGUCUAGUGUGACUGAUCGUCAUGAUGAGCACAUGGACAACAUUCGCCGGUUCCAUCACGCCCUGCAGGAGGCCGAGAGCGCCCCACUGCCGUCCUGUGCUGGAGACACCCACCCGUCCAGCUCCGCCCUCUUCUCAGCCCUCAGGAAAAACCUCAGUGAACUGGAUGAUAUCCAAAAGUACUUCAGUCGCAAGUUGUCCACGCCAGUGUUUUCAGGGCUGGGCGAGCAGGGCCGAGGCUCCAGGCAGGAGGAGCACAGGGACUCUGAAACAGGCACUGCUCAUCUACUGCUCAAGUCCAACCAACUGGUGGGAGAAGUCAACAACAUUAUUAGAGGUCUAAGGGAACAUCAGACUGAAGCAGCAUCUUCAAACCCUCAGCAGAGCCCAUCCACACCUGCUGAAAAGGACGGUUAUGUUUUCUCUGCUGUGGAUCGUUUAACACUUGCGGAGUCGGAAAGCUGUGACACGGAGAUCUGCUCUCCGAAAGAGCCAGAGAGCAGAACGGAAGGCAUCUCACCCCUCACCACUCCUACUUCAGAAGAAACAAGCCAUUCCCCCAUCCCUGAGGCUGAGGAGGUGCACCAGGGCAACAGGUCAAGUGAUGAUGAGGAUGGGCAUAAACACAAGAGUGAAGCAGUAGAGGAAGAGGAAGAAGAGCAGUUUGAGGAGACAUUGGUAGAACCUCGACCGCUGAACGAGGUCACCUCAGUCACGGACAGGACCAGCCCCUGGACUAGUGUGCUGUCCGAUCCUGAUCUCAGCUCUUUGGAGAGUCUGGAGGUGGUGGAGCAGCCGCUCUGGAACUGUACCAGCAUUUCAAAGAAGAGAGACAGUGCAGUUUCUCUUCCAUCUGCUCCCUCACAGCCUUUUACUGCUCAGUCUGCUGAUGACUCAGAGUUUUCUGAUGAUUUUGAAUCAGGUGAGGAUGCAGAGGCAGCUAGAGAUGUACAGAGUGUUUGUGAAGAGCACAGCGAUGAACAGGAGACUUUUGCUGAUGGUCUGCAUGAGGAUUCCAUUCAGGACACCAGGCAGAUAGCAGGUCAUGAUCAGCAUGACACGUCUGACUCUGAAGAGGACUCACCACAAGCUUCCAGCAAGGGAUUUAACACAAAGGCAAACGGUGGUGAAGGUGAUGAAGUGAAAACAAAACUCUCUGAAUCUGUAGAGAUUCCAAACUUCUUCCUUCCAUCUCACCACUUGGAGGCUUCUAUGAGAGCUUUGCGUUUAGCUCCUGUCUUCCCUUCAGCUUCCUCUGAUCCAGAGAAUGUGAAGUCUGAUGUUCCAUAUCAUAGAGUGACUCGGCCAAGGCCCAACAUCCCUCCAUCAUCGGCGAAGAGAGAAGAAACCAAAAGAAUAGCGAAAAUAUUCGCUUCACAUUUUACAGAGGAAAGUUAGCAGUUUUAUAGACUGUUUUUGCUUUUUUAUGUUUGUUUUGUGUGUAGUAUAUUUCUGAAUAUUUAUUUGGUGAUUUUUUUUUUAUUUAUUUGAUUUAAUAAUGUCCAAAGCUCAGAGAUAGUAGCUGGAUAAUGUGAUGAAUAAGAAAGGCUGUUUAUUUGCUGUAUGAAUGUAUUAAUUUUAUUUUUCUAAAUAAAGAAAUUUGUAUUUGUAGGA
This is a messenger RNA of Colossoma macropomum (tambaqui), 7085 nucleotides long. RefSeq names its product C2 domain containing 3 centriole elongation regulator (gene c2cd3). NCBI's taxonomy places the organism in Eukaryota, Metazoa, Chordata, Actinopteri, Characiformes, Serrasalmidae. The transcript is spliced from 35 exons. Gene Ontology annotation, biological process: centriole elongation; cilium assembly. The record is from RefSeq and is a predicted model, not a curated record. The coding region runs from base 117 to 6869 and encodes 2250 amino acids. Gene Ontology annotation, cellular component: centriolar satellite; centriole.